AUGCUGCAACCCUCUUAUUCGGAUAUUCAAACGACCCAUGGAAUUGAUACUGAACAACGCUCACGUGUAGGCUACUAUGACGGUGCGACGGGGCUAUACGAGUUUGGAUGGGCGCGGUCAUUCCAUUUCUGCCGCUUCUAUAAGGGAGAGGCAUUCCAGGCUGGUCUCGCUCGCCACGAACACUACCUUGCGGCGAAGAUGGGUCUGCGUCCAGGGAUGCGGAUUCUCGACGUCGGUUGCGGUGUUGGCGGACCAGCACGCGAGAUCGCACGUUUCGCCGACGUGACAAUCAUUGGCCUGAACAAUAACGACUUCCAGAUUGGCGCUGCACGGAAAUAUACUAAGCAUGCCGGCCUCGACAACCUAGUCUCGUUCGUGAAGGGCGAUUUCAUGAAGCUCUCCGAGCAGUUCGGUGAGAACUCGUUUGAUGCUGUCUAUGCCAUCGAGGCCACGGUUCACGCUCCGACAUUUGAGGGCGUAUACGGCGAGAUCAUGAAGGUUUUGAAGCCUGGUGGUGUGUUCGGCGUGUACGAAUGGGUCAUGACUGACGCAUGGAACCCAUCAAUCACCUCUCACAAGGAGCUCGCGAACCGCAUAGAGAUAGGCAAUGGCAUCCCAGAGAUGCGACCGCUCGACCAGGCGAGACUGGCAAUGCGCAACGUUGGCUUUACUAUCGAGCAUGAAGAAGAUCUGGCAGAGCGCCCAGACGACAUACCGUGGUAUUACCCACUCGAAGGCGACGUCACCAAAGCGCAGACUGCGUGGGACUAUCUCACCGUCUGGCGCUGCAGUUGGAGCGGGAAAAUUGUGACCCACUACGGUCUGUGGUUCAUCGAGCAACUCGGCGUCGUUCCCAAGGGAACAUGGGAGGUCGGUGAGACCCUCAAAAUUGCUCUUGAUGCGCUAGUGGAAGGCGGAAGAUCCAAGCUGUUCACGCCAAUGUUCCUUGCGAUUUGCAGGAAACCUACCAUCAAAAAUUGA
This is a messenger RNA of Postia placenta MAD-698-R-SB12, 981 nucleotides long. RefSeq lists its product as hypothetical. Gene Ontology annotation, biological process: ergosterol biosynthetic process. Gene Ontology annotation, cellular component: endoplasmic reticulum. Gene Ontology annotation, molecular function: sterol 24-C-methyltransferase activity. The transcript is spliced from 5 exons. Lineage: Eukaryota; Fungi; Basidiomycota; Agaricomycetes; Polyporales; Adustoporiaceae. Bases 1 to 981 code for a protein of 326 amino acids. The record is from RefSeq and is a predicted model, not a curated record.